Danaus chrysippus (African queen) is the source of this 1596-nucleotide messenger RNA. The record is from the annotation of a GenBank genome assembly. Lineage: Eukaryota; Metazoa; Arthropoda; Insecta; Lepidoptera; Nymphalidae.
AUGGCGACGGAUCCAAUGAAACACCGCAUGCAUGUUUUCAAGAACACUGGCAAAGAUGUCGAUGAAAUGCGUAGACGUAGGAACGAAGUGACAGUGGAACUUAGAAAGAACAAAAGAGAAGAAACAUUACAAAAACGUCGCAAUGUCCCCGUUAGCUAUUCAACAGACGAAGAUGAUAUCGAUAGAACGCUGGCAUCCACGGAUCUCGAGGAGCUGGUGAUGAAAGCGGCCAAUGCAGAGAACCCAGAAGAGCAACUAGCCGCGGUUCAACAGUGUAGAAAGCUUCUGUCCUCCGAUAAGAAUCCACCCAUAGACAGUUUGAUAACGACGGGAAUCUUACCUAUACUUGUUCAGUGCCUUUCUAGAACGGAUAACCCGACACUACAGUUCGAGGCGGCCUGGGCCCUCACGAACAUCGCGUCAGGAACGUCCGCGCAAACCAACAAAGUGGUUCACGCGGGAGCAGUGCCUCUAUUUUUACAAUUGCUCAUGUCUCCUCAUGAGAAUGUGUGUGAGCAAGCUGUGUGGGCCCUGGGUAACAUCAUCGGAGACGGGCCAGUCCUGAGAGACUAUGUUGUUGAACUAGGUGUUGUGAAGCCCUUACUCAGCUUUAUAAAGCCCGGCAUCCCCAUUACCUUCCUGCGCAAUGUUACAUGGGUCAUUGUCAACCUCUGUAGGAGUAAGGAUCCUCCCCCGCCCGUCAAGACCAUUCAGGAAAUAUUGCCAGCACUUAAUGAACUUAUCACUCACACAGAUGUAAACGUGCUAGUAGACACAGUAUGGGCCAUCAGUUAUCUUACGGACGGAGGCAAUGAUCAGAUACAGAUGGUCAUAGAGUCUGGUAUAGUUCCAAAGCUAAUUCCCCUGUUGUCACACAAGGAGGUGAAGACUCAGACGGCCGCCCUGAGGGCCGUCGGCAAUAUAGUGACUGGAACUGAUGAACAAACACAAGUGGUACUCAACUGUGAUGCACUCUCACAUUUCCCAGCCUUACUUUCACACCCCAAAGAGAAGAUCUGCAAGGAGGCGGUGUGGUUCCUGUCUAACAUAACAGCGGGCAACAAGCAGCAGGUGCAGGCGGUGAUAGACGCGGGGCUGCUGCCCAAGAUAGUGGAGAACCUCAGCAAGGGAGAGUUCCAGACACAGAAGGAGGCGGCCUGGGCCGUGUCCAACCUCAGCAUCUCGGGCACGCGCGAACAAGUGGCGGCGCUCGUACAGUGUGGAGUCAUACCACCCUUCUGUAACCUACUGGACUGUAAGGAUUCACAAGUCAUCAAUGUGAGUAACACUGACAUGUUUAUCUAUGUGGUGUUGGACGGCCUCAGUAACAUGUUGAAGAUGGCCGGAGACAGCACGGAGGCCGUGGCCACCAUGAUCGAGGAGUGUGGAGGAAUUGACAAGAUAGAGGAGCUGCAGGGACACGAGAAGGUUGAGAUAUACAAGAUGGCCUAUGACAUUAUAGAACAGUACUUCGCUGAUGAGGUGAGCUACAUACAGAAACUAUUAAAACUUGAGGAGGACGCCACGGUGGUCCCGCCGGCCGCCGAGUCCACCUUCCAGUUCGAGACCGCCAAGCAUGAACCCUUCCGCUUCUGA